AUGCCUGUUAAUGUGAGAGAAGAACAAAUAAUCAGCGUGAAUUCUCUUUUGAAACUAGUAUUUGACAAACCCGUCAAGAUCAACCACAGAAUGAAUAUAGAGUCUGCCUUACUUACUAUACUUCAGAUCUCAACACCAGAUUGUUGCUCAAAAGUUGCGCUACUGAAGCAAAGAAAAAUGGUGGAUUUGAAUGGAAAAACGAAAUGGUUACUGGAAUUUCAGGUCUCUAUAGCUGGUGUGAUUCAGGAUGCCUCAGAGCUAAAUUCACUCACGGAUAUUCAGUGGGGUCUUCUGCAGACUAUGAUCAGCUAUCAAAUACAAGGCCAAUACACAUAUACCAUUGACAGGCUGGACAGAAGUCAUCUUCUUGAUCCCAGACAUCGCAUGUUAUUUAUCUUUGCUGCUCCUCUCCUAGAAAGUCAAUUAGCAGACCUACAGAACGUUAUUGAAAGUGGCCUAUACGUAAAUAAUGUUUCAGUGAUUGUGAAUACCAUACCUCAAGAGGAAUUUGUCAACAAAUGGGGGUAAUUAUACGUUUUGUUGUCUCCACCAUUGAACAUGCAGGUUAAUAACUGAAAAGUG
Messenger RNA from Gigantopelta aegis, 582 nucleotides. RefSeq lists its product as uncharacterized. Bases 1 to 528 code for a protein of 175 amino acids. The record is from RefSeq and is a predicted model, not a curated record. Lineage: Eukaryota; Metazoa; Mollusca; Gastropoda; Neomphalida; Peltospiridae. The transcript has 4 exons.